Molecule: messenger RNA, 2826 nt
Organism: Phascolarctos cinereus (koala)
Lineage: Eukaryota; Metazoa; Chordata; Mammalia; Diprotodontia; Phascolarctidae
Gene: SMAD5
Product: SMAD family member 5
Biological process (GO): BMP signaling pathway; cell differentiation; transforming growth factor beta receptor signaling pathway
Cellular component (GO): heteromeric SMAD protein complex
Molecular function (GO): I-SMAD binding; DNA-binding transcription factor activity, RNA polymerase II-specific; RNA polymerase II cis-regulatory region sequence-specific DNA binding
Source: RefSeq, a predicted model, not a curated record
CAGGACUAGGAGUAGUACUACUAUUUCAGCUCGUAGAUACAGAUAAUGGGUUACGGGGCUUCCAGGGCUAGGGAAUUAAGGCUAGUUUUGGAGAAGAACCCUACUUCGACCCUUCCCCCAAGGCUACUCGAACUCCCACAGCUUCAACUAGCCGGGACCUGUGCGCAUGCGCCUCCGGGGCAGCAACCUUUCCAGCUGUGGCCCUCCCCCACCAUCCGGGUCCUCGCCGACCGCCGGGCCGGGAGCGGACGCAGUGUCUCCCGCAGCUGGGAUCCCAAUAAAGUUGCACUGAGCGGAAACCGGCCCGCGCCCGGCAAGAGCGCACGGAGCACCGGCGGAGACACCCUCCCCCGCUCCCCUCCCCCUGCCUGCCUCACUCAGCUUCUGUCUAUUGGUGUCUUAUUCCCUGUUGCCCACCCCCAAAAAUUUGGGAUACACCAGAUGCAAGAAAUGCUGAACCUUCCUGAAGAUAAAUCAGUGUUUUCCCAUCAUUGGUUAAUUGGUUCUUCUGUAGAAAGAUAGUACAUUGUUUAUCAUUUGUGAUAAUUGCUUCAAAUAUACAUUGACAUUUAGUGGUAAGAAAGUUUCUUGAAGAUAUAUAUCAAAUGACGUCAAUGGCCAGUUUGUUCUCUUUUACUAGCCCUGCUGUAAAGCGAUUAUUGGGCUGGAAACAAGGUGAUGAAGAGGAAAAAUGGGCAGAAAAAGCAGUUGAUGCUUUGGUAAAAAAGUUAAAAAAGAAAAAGGGUGCUAUGGAAGAACUGGAAAAAGCACUGAGUAGCCCUGGGCAGCCCAGCAAGUGUGUUACUAUUCCUAGAUCUUUAGAUGGAAGACUGCAGGUUUCUCACAGAAAAGGCCUACCCCAUGUUAUUUACUGUCGUGUCUGGCGUUGGCCUGAUUUACAGAGUCAUCAUGAACUGAAGCCAUUGGAUAUUUGUGAAUUUCCCUUUGGAUCUAAGCAAAAGGAAGUUUGUAUCAAUCCAUACCACUAUAAGAGAGUGGAAAGUCCAGUCUUACCUCCAGUAUUAGUGCCUCGACAUAGUGAAUUCAAUCCGCAACACAGCCUUUUGGUUCAGUUCAGGAAUCUAAGCCACAAUGAACCACAUAUGCCACAGAAUGCUACAUUUCCAGAUUCUUUCCAGCAGCCCAACAACACUCCUUUCCCCUUAUCACCGAAUAGCCCUUAUCCUCCUUCUCCAGCUAGCAGCACAUAUCCCAACUCUCCUGCCAGUUCUGGACCAGGAAGUCCAUUUCAACUUCCAGCUGAUACUCCCCCUCCUGCUUAUAUGCCUCCUGAUGACCAGAUGGGUCAAGAUAAUUCUCAGUCUAUGGAUACAAGCAAUAAUAUGAUUCCUCAGAUUAUGCCGAAUAUAUCCAACAGAGAUGUCCAACCUGUUGCUUAUGAAGAGCCCAAGCACUGGUGUUCCAUUGUCUAUUAUGAAUUAAAUAAUCGAGUUGGAGAAGCUUUUCAUGCAUCUUCAACAAGUGUUUUAGUUGAUGGAUUUACAGAUCCGUCCAACAACAAAAGUAGAUUCUGCUUAGGUCUAUUGUCAAAUGUUAAUCGUAACUCAACAAUUGAAAACACCAGGCGGCAUAUUGGAAAAGGGGUUCACCUUUAUUAUGUUGGAGGGGAAGUCUAUGCCGAGUGCCUGAGUGACAGCAGCAUAUUUGUACAGAGUAGAAACUGCAACUUUCAUCAUGGCUUUCAUCCUACCACUGUUUGUAAGAUUCCUAGUGGCUGUAGCCUAAAGAUUUUUAACAAUCAAGAGUUUGCUCAGCUUUUGGCUCAGUCUGUCAACCAUGGAUUUGAGGCAGUCUAUGAACUCACCAAAAUGUGUACAAUUCGAAUGAGCUUUGUAAAGGGCUGGGGAGCUGAAUAUCACCGGCAAGAUGUUACCAGUACUCCAUGCUGGAUUGAAAUUCAUCUUCAUGGCCCUCUACAAUGGUUGGAUAAAGUACUUACUCAAAUGGGCUCUCCUCUUAAUCCCAUAUCUUCUGUUUCAUAGUGCUGAAGGCUUAUCUUCAGUUACUAUAUUAGUGACCUUAUUUUAAUUUUAGAUUCAGUAUGGAUACUUCAGUAUGGAUACUGUGAGCUUACAUGGAGAACAUAUAUUACAGCUUACUUUUUUCUACCUACUUGUGACCAAUACAUUUGUAUUUUGUAAUGAAUUUCUGUUUUUAUUCAUAGUUGUAUUAUAAAAAUGGUAGUUGAAGUCUCAAAAAUGGCCUGAAAGAUGCAGAGCAAGUAUUGUGACCGUUCAUAUAUAUAUAUGGUUAAUUAUUUGAUUUCACAUUUAUCUUAAACUGGAAAAUGCUUUUACUUCAAUGUCACCAAUUUUUAAAUGAACAAAAAAUAUCUCAGAGUGUGGGAACUUCAGAGAACAUAUGUUUCUUUUUUAAAAAAAAAUAUAAAAUGUGUUUUAGUUAAAGAAAUGCCAUUCACUGGUCUAGCUUUCUGAUAGUAAUAAAGCAAAACUAUACUUUUAUAAAUGAAACAUCAUAAAAUUUACAUUUAUUUCCACUAAAUAUUUGCCUUACACAGUAAUGUGACUUCAAUGUAUAUUUUGAAAUACACUUAAAAAAUUAUUGCAGACAAGUGGUAUCAGAUAUGUGACAAUAUUCUAGUUCUGUCAUGAACACUACUGUAUAUAGCUGGAUGACAGGUCACAGGUUUGGUCCACUUUGAUUAUGUUGCCUUUAGCCACCAUUGUAAGGAUUGUAAUUUAGUUAAGAAUAAUCUUUUUAUUUUGCACUUUUAUGGGUGAAUAUUUUUAGCAUAGCCUUUAACAAAACACCCAAACAACUCAGACGUAGUUGUUAAUCAUUAGC